GUGCGAGUUCUCUCCUGGCGUCCCGAGUCCCCACUCCCGGGCCCUCUGUAUGACUGACACCGCAGUCGGCCAUGGAACCUGGCCCUGCCCUGGCCUGGCUCCUGCUCCUGAGCCUGCUGGCCGAUUGUCUGAAAGCUGCUCAGUCCCGCGACUUCACAGUGAAAGACAUUAUCUACCUCCACCCUUCAACCACACCAUAUCCUGGUGGAUUUAAGUGUUUCACCUGUGAAAAGGCAGCAGACAAUUAUGAAUGCAACCGAUGGGCUCCGGACAUCUACUGUCCUCGAGAGACCAGAUACUGCUAUACUCAGCACACGAUGGAAGUCACAGGAAACAGCAUCUCUGUCACCAAACGCUGCGUACCGCUGGAAGAGUGCUUGUCCACUGGCUGCAGAGACUCCGAGCAUGAAGGCCACAAGGUCUGCACUUCCUGUUGUGAAGGAAAUAUCUGUAACUUGCCACUCCCCCGAAAUGAAACUGAAGCCACAUUUGCCACAACAUCACCCAUAAAUCAGACUAAUGGGUACCCACACUGCAUGUCAGUGAUAGUAUCCUGCUUGUGGGUAUGGUUGGGACUCACAUUAUAACAGCUCCAGGGUGCUGUGUAUAGUAGCCAUCCAAGGGAAUCUCGCUGGUCCAUAUUCAUGCAUGAAUCGUUGGCCUGACAGUAGUUACAUGUGAGAGACCACAACAUUUAAGGAUGUCGUCACGGCCAAGCAUUACCACUUACCAUUAGGAACAACCCUUGCUUCA
Trichechus manatus latirostris (Florida manatee) is the source of this 753-nucleotide messenger RNA. RefSeq names its product LY6/PLAUR domain containing 6 (gene LYPD6). Gene Ontology annotation, biological process: positive regulation of canonical Wnt signaling pathway. Lineage: Eukaryota; Metazoa; Chordata; Mammalia; Sirenia; Trichechidae. The transcript has 4 exons. The coding region runs from base 72 to 587 and encodes 171 amino acids. The record is from RefSeq and is a predicted model, not a curated record. Gene Ontology annotation, molecular function: acetylcholine receptor inhibitor activity.